CUCACACAGGGAGACUUCAGGGAGACUUCAGGGAGACUUCAGGGAGACUUCGGCAGUACUAAAACUAUGUCAAAAAAGGGAAGGAUCGUGUUCUACGAGGACAAGAACUACCAGGGCCGACGCUAUGAGUGUGACAGCGACUGCACCGACUUCCAUUCCUACCUGAGCCGCUGUAACUCCAUCAGGGUGGAUAGUGGUACCUGGGUGGUCUACGAGAGACCCAACUACACCGGCUACCAGUACAUCCUGACCAGGGGAGAGUACCCUGACUACCAGCGCUGGAUGGGCCUCAACGACCACGUCUGCUCCUGCAAGAUGGUUCACUUUGCUAGCGGUAUCCCCUACAAGCUGCAGCUGUACGGGAAGGGAGACUUCGCGGGCCAGGUGUUCGAGGCCACUGAGGACUGCCCCUCUGUGCUGGAUAAGUUCCACUGGCGCGAGGUGCACUCCUGCAAGGUGCUGGGCGGCUGGUGGGUCUUCUACGAGCACCCCAACUACAAGGGGCGGCAGUACCUCCUGGAGAGGGGCGAAUACCGCAAGCCGGUGGACUGGGGCGCGGUGUGUCCCAACGUCCAGUCCUUCAGACGCCUCACUGAGUAACCAGGGUCUAGAGUUGUCCCUCUCUCGCCCGCCCAAUCCCAUCCCUCCUGCCCAAUGCUCAAUCACGUCAUCUACUACCAUUCUCACCACCAACCAAUGAGCACCCAAGAGAUGGACCUACCACUGAGCCACCACCACCCAACAGAU
Molecule: messenger RNA, 747 nt
Organism: Coregonus clupeaformis (lake whitefish)
Lineage: Eukaryota; Metazoa; Chordata; Actinopteri; Salmoniformes; Salmonidae
Product: gamma-crystallin S-like
Exons: 3
Coding region: 67-600 (177 amino acids)
Biological process (GO): visual perception; lens development in camera-type eye
Molecular function (GO): structural constituent of eye lens
Source: RefSeq, a predicted model, not a curated record